Pediculus humanus corporis (human body louse) is the source of this 660-nucleotide messenger RNA. RefSeq lists its product as uncharacterized. NCBI's taxonomy places the organism in Eukaryota, Metazoa, Arthropoda, Insecta, Psocodea, Pediculidae. The transcript is spliced from 3 exons. The coding region runs from base 1 to 660 and encodes 219 amino acids. The record is from RefSeq and is a predicted model, not a curated record.
AUGCCAAAGAAUGCUAUAAAAAGAUUGCAAAAACUACAAACCGAAUUAGAAUCCGUUAUAUCAAUAUGCGACGAAGCAAAUACUUGUCUAAACGUUGAAGAAUGUCACACGUUUGAUUUUAAUAAUUUAAAAGAAAAUUCAACGCCGAUAUUUACGACGAAUAAUGAUAUUAGUUCGUUAAGAGAUCAAAAAAUCGAUGGGAAAAAAAAAAUUGACAAAACUCUCGUGUCACCCGUGUCAAAGGUCACCGUGGUAAAACAAAAUCCGACAUCGCACAAUUUAACGACAUGUGCGACGAAUACUUUUUACAACACCGAUAAUGAAUUCGAAUCAAUUAAAAAUCAAUCGGAUUUUAAAUGUAUCGAUGAAUUUCUUGAAAAAUUAAAUUCCGGUCUAAAUUUCGAACAAAAUUCUUCUCCUCCUCCUUCUUGUUCUUCCUCUUCAUCAACGUUCGUUAAUAAUAAUAAUAAAAUUCACAAAAGAAAAUCUGAAAAAUUAAAUGAAAAUUAUAAAAAAGAAAAUUGUUUUCACGCCCCCCCGCGUAAUAUAAACGAGUUAUCGGAAUACAAAAACGUAAGGCGUCACGUUUUAAAAAAAAAAAAAUCCCCAAUUAAGGCACGAAUAAUAAUAAUGAUAAUGAUAAUUUCAGGUUUUACGUAA